Molecule: messenger RNA, 4744 nt
Organism: Syzygium oleosum
Lineage: Eukaryota; Viridiplantae; Streptophyta; Magnoliopsida; Myrtales; Myrtaceae
Product: transcription termination factor MTEF18, mitochondrial-like
Exons: 1
Coding region: 273-2015 (580 amino acids)
Biological process (GO): regulation of DNA-templated transcription
Molecular function (GO): double-stranded DNA binding
Source: RefSeq, a predicted model, not a curated record
GUGGGAAACAGCGUUUGCACUGCUCCUACCGUUCUUCAAAUGGGAGUGGCCGAAAGAGCCGCCAAAAACCACCAUUGAAGCCGUCGACUGAAGCUCCAGACAGCUGAAGCUCAGGAGUCGCCACCAAAGGUACGAGAAUCGUCCAUCUGAGCUAGCGCGCACUCAUUCUCUUCUUCUGAAGCUUUAAAGCUUGAAACUUUCGCCCGUUUCGUUCUCGUCUUCUUCACCGCACGGCACUUUUAAAAAAAAAGUCCUCGGAUGGUCGGUUACUCAUGAGACAAGCACAGAACCUCAGACCAUGGUCCAUUCUCAAAUGGGUGUCUUCAAAUUUUCUCGAGAACCAUUCGCCAUUCUUAAAAAUCCGAUCUUGGCCCACGGGUUUCGUCCAUGGCGCUCAUAACCCUAGACUCUACAGGACUAAACGGCCCGUGCCAGCUGAAGAAAUUGCCUUUAUCGCGGAAUCUGCGAGUAAGAUACCCGUCGCUAUUCGUAAACCGGCGCAGGCUGCGUUAUCGGAUUACUUGCAUUCCACUAGAGGCCUCCAGUUCUUGGACGCAGACCACAUUAGUAGGAACUCGCCCUUCUUUCUUGAAAAACUUGUUAAGAGGAUCAAUGUCGAGGGCGAUGUGGCUCGGUUGGUUUCCCGAUUCUUGCGUUACCAUCCUAUUAAUGAGUUCGAGCCUUUCUUUGAGAGUAUGGGUUUGAAGCCCUCUGAAUAUGCUCCAUUCCUUCCACGCGACAUUAUGUUCUUGAGCGAUAGUGAACUGUUGCUGGAGAACUACCAUGUUUUGUGUAACUGUGGGAUCGAGCGCACUAAGAUGGGAAAGAUCUAUACGGAAGCAGCCGAAAUAUUUCGUCAUGACCACGGGGUCUUGAUGGCUAAAAUUCGAGCUUACGAAAAGUUGGGGCUUAGUCAAGACACUGUGGCCAAGGUAAUUCUUUGUAGCCCCUAUAUUUUGACUGGGGAUGUAAAUUUGGAUUUUCGUAAGGUAAUAGAGAAGUUAAAGGUUUUGGGAUUUGAGUUCAGUUGGAUAAAGGAGCAGCUUUCUGAAAAUGGUUACUAUAGAUGGAAUAGGAUCCUUGAGGCUUUACUUGUAUUGAGCAAGAUGGGUUACACCAACGAGCAGCUUAACAGAUUGAUUAGUCAGCAUCCUGGACUUCUGUUUGAGGGUUCAGGGAGUUGGAUGAUUUCCCUGGUCGGGUUGCUGCUCAAAUUUGGAUCUACAAUGGAUGAGUUUCAUAAGAUGUUUCUUCAAUUUCCGCAUAUCAAAGUUGAAAAAUUUGUUUCAAACUUGAGGCUGUGCUUCAUAUUUUUUGUGGAGAUUGAUAUGGAGGCGGAAGAGAUUGAUAGAAUUAUCCGUUCUCACCCAUUACUAUUGGGUUCGUCGACUCUGAAGAAAGCCAAUAGCUUGCUUACUAACUUGAAUGCAGGAAAGAAACGGCUUUGUGAAAUCGUCAAGGAAAACCCUCAGGCACUGAAAAACUGGGUUAUGGGGUUGAAAGUCAAACCGUUAGCUAACUCUGCUGAGGAUGAAAAUGUGCACAAGACUAAGUUCUUAUUAAGCUUGGGAUUUGUCAAGGGUUCAAAUGACUUGAAACGGGCCCUCAAGGUGUUCCGCGGCAAGAGAGGAGAGCUUCAAGAGAGAUUUGAUUGUAUCAUGAAAUCUGGUUUGGAUCGGACAGAUGUUUGUGAAAUGGUCAGAGUAUCCCCUCAAAUUCUUAGCCAGACGAAGGAUGUGCUUGAGAUGAAGAUUGAUAUUCUUCUGAAUGACUUGAAGUAUCCAUUGUCAAGUUUGGUGAGAUUUCCAGCUUAUCUUUCUUUUAAUAUUAAGAGGGUUAAGCUUAGAAUUUCAAUGUAUAAUUGGUUGAAAAAUAAAGGAUUGGCUGAUCCUCUUUUAGCGUUGAGUACUAUAAUUGCAUGCUCGGAUAAGGCUUUCAUUGAACAAUAUGUAAAUCGCCACCCUGAUGGCAUUCGUGUUUGGCUAGAUUUGAAGAAAACAAUUAUUCAUGAGUAACUUUUCAUUGCUUGAUACUUCUGUGGUUUUAGUUCUGUUCGAUGUCUCUGAGCUAAUGUGAGACAUUUAUCAAAUUGAAUGAGGCUUAUUCUUUCUUAGUGUAUCAGCUUUAUAACAUGCACCCACGGACAAGGAAGCGUUGGCUUCGGAUAAGGGGAUGUGUUCUUUUGAGUCUUUACAUAUUCCUGUGGUAAAGGUUACUCAAAGCAUUCUAAUGCUUCUCAGUUGGUUUGGUUGUCUAUUAUCAAGUUUGUACGCUUUGCAUGAUAAAUGAGGCUAGUUUAAUUUUGAAGAAUUUCCUUUGUACAUGAUCUUAAGCUGGAAAUCAUCUGGCAUUCUGUGAAAUGCAUCUAUUUCUCCUCUUUGUUUAUUCAUUUCAUUUUCAGGUUAUCCAGAUUAGGCCAAGAUUGUUACACAUUGUUAUUUGCAAUAUUUGUUUGAUAUGGUUGAAUGCAAGGUACAAGAAAGAGAUGCUCCUUGUGGUAGUUGUUUCAAGUAGAGGUGACAAAGGUUAACCAAAACCCAAUGAAACUGCCUUCCCCUUUUGAAACUGACUCGAUCCAAACCUGACAAGAUUCAAGUUGCCAACUUAAACCAAUGAUAACCAAAUUGGAACCAAUUCCAUCCAAUACAAAAUCUGCAAUCCACCUGAGCUUGAAGCGACCUGAAUAUGAGAUAGCCUGGAUGCAGGAAUAUAUCAAACCCAUGAAGGAUCUGGAAUUUAAACCAGAUCUGACUUGGAUCUGAAAAUGGAAAUCCCUGGUAGAAAUCAAAUUCAACAAUUUGAAUCCGGACUGGUCCUGUAACUGGAAAAAAAGUUGAAAUUAAACAACCUGUUGCUGAAACUGACCAAUGCCCUAUAUAAAUCAAUCGAGCGCCAGUCCCUGCCACAUACUCUGUCUAUUUUGAAGUGGAUAUUGUUUUGGUCACAUUAGUCUUAGAGGCAAGAUUAAUUUCUUCUGCUUGCAUACAUGGGGGGGGCGGCGGCUGUUAAAAGGGUUUUUUUUGUGGAAUACACAUAUCAAUAUUUAUGGAUUAUCCCCUUCAUUCCACUUCAAGUUCCUAUGUCUGAAGAGUCCUUCUACUUUGUUUGCUUCUGCUGGGGAAAAAAAUUCAGCUAGUUGUAUCAGCAAAACGAAAUAAGAGAGGAGGGAGGGAGGCCCUUAAAAUUGAGAAAAGUAAGGUCAAGGAAAUAAGAAAGAGUUGGAAGGAGACUUCUACUGUAGUUAUCUAGAAAAUUUUGAGCUGCAGGAGAAAUAUCAGAGGAGAACAUGAAAUGCAAAGCUUCUGAGAAAGUCCUUUUUGGGCAUCCAGGUUUGAAUAUCAGAAGAUCGGUUGAUGACUUUACCCCCAUUCUGCGUUAUACUUGCUUCUGCUUUAUUCCAUUGGUUGUCCUACUCAAGCCUCACUUAGUGGGAAAAAGGGCUUUGUUUUGGAUGUUUUUAUUGUUUGCUCCCCAGUUCAAGGAUUAAAGUAUGUCUGCAGUAAGACAGCUAAUUCUUCUAUCAAUUAAUCUGCAGGCUUCUCUGGUUUGACAUAGUGAAUUCUGUAAGUGAAUCUUCUCCAAUUUAGUGGCUAUAGUCAUAUUUUUUUGUUUGAUGGAUGACUUUUAGAAAAUGUAAAGAUAUAUCAUCACGUGCAUAAGCUAUACUUAAGUGUUUGCCCAAAGGCAAUCCACUUAAUUUACUGGGUCUUCCAAAUCCUUGUGCCUUGUAGCUCAGCUUUGUGGCGAAUUUCCUGUUGGUUUGACUGUUCUUCUUGUCCUUCCGGUCCUGUUAGCCAAAUUCAAGUCUCAAACAGUAUUGAUUUUGGAGGUUGACUGGUAACAUCUAGCGUUCUUAGGCAUGGCUCCACUUUUGUACUCGCCGUGUUGAUGUAGAAAGUAUUUACAGCAUCACCGAUGUUCACAUGGGUUUCUUGGCAGACACUAAACCAGCUAUUUGGAUUUCAAAAGUUUCCAUCUUAUUUGAUUUUUCUUUUGAACACCGUCGAGGCAAUAUCAAAACGUCGUUGGAGCAGUAUUCUUGACUAGAUGCAGAGUUAUGGCCUCUUCUCUCUCCAUUGAAACCUUUUUUCUUUUAUUUCCUAAGGUUGGUACUAAUAUUAGCUAGAACUGUUCUAUUUACAUCACAGAUGUGCUCAAUUGCAAUUUUUGCAUGUUCAAGAAUGAGUCUUUUGUCUUUCAAAUUGUCUUUCUGCCAUUCUCUGCUGGCACUAGCUGUAUGAUGGAACUAGCUGUGGAGAAUCUAUGACCUGAAAGUCCGGGUUUUCUAGCAUCUUCCAUGUGGGUAUUACAAUAUUCUUCCCAAUAGAUCAGCUUGAUUGUCACACUGAUUUUACCAAUUUAAGUGAACUUAUUGGCUUGCUACUCUCAAAAUCUGGUCAAAUGUAUGUAUAAAGCUCUGCAAGUCAUUUCAUGCCUUGAUGAACCUUUUCCCUCUUUAUAUGUUAUCGGGAAACAGAUUAAAUGUGCUAUACCAGGAGCCGCCGGAUAGCUUAAGAAUUAUAUUCUUGGCAACCUACCGACCCAACUGCAAAAUUUGAAUGAGCGAAUAGUUGUUAUUGUGGUUGAUGUUUCUGGUGCAAAGAAAGGAAGGGCUUGCAUGUAUGUGGGGAUACCAUAAAAAGUCCUGUUGAGGCUCCUUUUACCUUGUCAUUUCUAGGAAUUUGAAUUGUCGAGUUUGCUCUAAUUUGAAAAAUGGGAUAUAUAUUAUCUGCUUCCUUUUGCA